UCUUCAUCUCGCCCUUUAAAACCCCACCCAAAGAUGGAAAUGGAAGAAGCAAUGAACUUAGCUUCCACCAUGAAGAAAGUAGAGCUGCUAAAAGAAGAGGAAGCUGAUGAUAUCUGUGAAGAAUCGUCUCUUAGUUUGAGCAGCUUGUCGAAGCUCAUAAUCCCUCCUUUGGGCGUUUCGAGCUAUACCAAGAAUCAGAUCAACUCCAAAGGAUGGAUCAUCUCUCCCAUGGACUCCAGAUACAGGUGCUGGGAAACAUUUAUGGUGAUGUUGGUAUUUUACUCGGCAUGGGUAUACCCAUUCGAAGUGGCGUUCUUCAGUUCAUCAACGCCUAGAGAUCUGUACAUUGCCGACAACAUCGUGGACCUGUUCUUCGCCGUCGACAUCGUCUUGACCUUCUUCGUUGCUUACAUUGAUUCCAGAACCCAGCUGCUUGUUCGAGACUCCUCUAAGAUUGCCAUCAGGUACCUGUCAACGUGGUUCCUGAUGGACGUGGCAUCGACACUCCCAUUCGAAGCACUGGGCUAUUUGUUCUCUGGCAAAACCAAUGUUGGAAUCUGUUAUUCACUCCUGGGAUUGCUCAGAUUUUGGCGUCUCCGGCGUGUCAAACAGCUUUUCACCAGGUUGGAGAAGGAUAUUAGAUUCAGCUAUUUCUGGAUCCGUUGUGCUAGAUUAAUAGCUGUGACAUUAUUUCUGGUUCAUUAUGCUGGAUGCCUUUACUACCUGCUAGCUGACCGGUACCCACACCGGGGGAAAACAUGGUUAGGGUCGGUGAACCCGAAUUUCCGGGAAACGAGCCUUUCGAUCCGAUAUAUCUUGGCUUUAUAUUGGUCCAUCACCACCAUGACCACUGUUGGUUAUGGUGACCUCCAUGCAGUCAACACUGUGGAAAUGAUCUUCAUAAUCUUCUACAUGCUCUUCAACGUCGGCUUGACCGCUUAUAUAAUCGGUAACAUGACCAACUUAGUCGUCGAAGGAACUCGUCGGACCAUGGAAUUCAGGAAUAGUAUCGAAGCGGCUUCGAAUUUCGUGUCGAGAAACCGGCUGCCCCCAAGGUUGAAAGAGCAGAUACUGGCUUACAUGUGUUUGAGGUUCAAGGCUGAGAGCUUGAACCAGCAACAACUCAUCGAACAGUUGCCGAAAUCGAUCUAUACAGGAAUUUGCCAGCAUCUGUUCUUGCCAACAGUGGAGAAAGUGUACCUUUUCAACGGCAUAUCAAGGGAAAUUCUGCUGCGUAUGGUCGCGAAGAUGAAAGCCGAAUACAUUCCGCCGAGAGAGGAUGUGAUAAUGCAGAAUGAAGCACCAGAUGAUGUUUACAUCAUUGUGUCUGGAGAAGUAGAAAUCAUUGACUAUGAGAUGGAGAAAGAGAGAGUCGUUGGAAUGCUGCAUUCCGGGGAUAUGUUCGGAGAAAUCGGUGCGCUUUGUUGCAGACCUCAAAGGUUUACGUUCCGAACUAGGACGCUUUCUCAACUACUGAAGCUCGGAACAACCGAUCUGAUUGAAUCGAUGCAGAUCAAACAAGAAGAUAAUGUUGCUGUCCUUAAAAACUUCCUUCAGCAUAACAAAAGGCUAGAGGAUCUUAAAAUCGGAGGCUUAGUAGUGGAGGGUGGAGACGAAGACGGUGAUCCAAAAGACAUCGGUAUUAAUUUGCUGAACGUGGCCGAUAUCGGCAAUGCUGCUUUCCUCGAUGAGCUUCUCAAAGCAAGGUUGGACCCUGACAUUGGAGAUUCUAAAGGAAGAACACCCUUGCACAUAGCAGCGUCAAGAGGGCAUGAAGAUUGUGUGCUGGUACUCCUCAAGCAUGCUUGCAAUGUACAUUUACGAGAUAUAGAUGGCAACACCGCACUAUGGGACGCGAUAUCCACGAAGCACCGUUCUAUAUUUAGGAUCCUGUAUCAUUGUGCUGCGAUUUCCGACCCCUUCACUGCCGGUGACCUCUUAUGCAUGGCUGCGAAAAGAAAUGAUCAAGCAGCGAUGCAAGAACUACUGAAACACGGAUUGGACGUGGAUGCAAAGGAUCACCAUGGACUAACGGCAUUACAAAUCGCCAUGAAAGAGAAACAUGAAGACAUGGUUAACCUACUUGUGAUGAAUGGCGCAGAUGUCAUCAAUGCAAACACAUACGAAUUUUCUUCGGAAUCGUUGAAUGAAAUGCUGCUAAAGAGAGAGAUCGGACACCGGAUUACGGUAACCGAGACAACUUCCAGUGAAGUACUACUGGAGAAACUCGAAGGGGAGCCUAUAGGGAAACUAGAGAAAAACAGACUACUAGAACGUCCAAGGGUGGGCAUUUAUAAAGGUCACUCACUGAUGAGGAAAGAAACAUGUUGUAUGGAGCCUGGGAAGCUAAUAAGUUUGCCAGAUUCAUUUGAAGAGCUCAAGGACAUUGCAGGCGAAAAAUUCGGGAUCAACAUGAAAAGUGCGGUUAUUACGGAUGAAGCCGGGGCUGAAAUCGAUUGCAUUGAAGUGAUUAGAGAUAAUGAUAAGCUCUUCAUUGUUGAAUAACCAAUGGUCCACCAUAUGUUAUAAGAGUUGCUUG
Molecule: messenger RNA, 2539 nt
Organism: Hibiscus syriacus
Lineage: Eukaryota; Viridiplantae; Streptophyta; Magnoliopsida; Malvales; Malvaceae
Product: potassium channel AKT2/3
Exons: 11
Coding region: 34-2505 (823 amino acids)
Biological process (GO): transmembrane transport; potassium ion transport
Cellular component (GO): membrane
Molecular function (GO): protein binding; voltage-gated potassium channel activity
Source: RefSeq, a predicted model, not a curated record